This is a messenger RNA of Adineta ricciae, 792 nucleotides long. Lineage: Eukaryota; Metazoa; Rotifera; Eurotatoria; Adinetida; Adinetidae. The record is from the annotation of a GenBank genome assembly.
AUGAGUAUAUUUUUUCGCGCUCUUGUUGAGGAGCUCGUUAUGCUUGAAGAAGGUGUUAUAUUUAAAAUAAACGACGACAAUGACACUUCAGUUUUCACGCGAAUUUUCCUGAUUGGUGCUUGCUGCGACAAACCAGCACAAGCGCUAUUGCAACAUUUACCGGAACCCACAGCCGCAUUUGACUGCGGACGUUGUGAAGUUCAAGAUUUCAUGGUGCGAACAGAACACGAUGAUAAUGUUAGAAGCUUUGCAAUGAUCUUAAAUGCUAUAGAGGAAACUGACCUACGGUCGAACACGCGAUAUGACAAUUUGCUAAACUUAAAGUUGUUGCAUGAGCAGAUGCGCGAAUCAUUUUCAGGCGGGAAAAAGAAAUCAUUGAUAGAACAACAAAAAGAAGCAGAAAAGGGUAUACUCGGACCAUGCAUCUUAAGAGAACUGUCCUUUUUUUAUGUUGGACGUGGCUUUAUGGCUGAUACACUGCAUAAUGUGUACAUGGAUGCAUUUAAGCGAUUGAUACCCCUAUGGUUUGAUUCUGAUUACCGUUUUGAAGAUUGGAGUAUAAAAAGUCGGUUGAAUGAACUUCAACUAGUUUUUCGUAAACUUCAUCUUCCAUCCAACACAUCUCGAUUACUACGCUGUCUUACAUUAUAUUCAAAGUUUAAAGCAAAUGAAAUGAGAAUUCUGUUGCUUUAUGGAUACGUUAUAUUCAAGAAUAUACUUGGAACAAAGUAUUACAAUCAUUUUUUGAAACUUGUUUUAAUGAUGCAUUUUAUCCGAAAAUCGACGAAUUGA